Molecule: messenger RNA, 1142 nt
Organism: Aethina tumida (small hive beetle)
Lineage: Eukaryota; Metazoa; Arthropoda; Insecta; Coleoptera; Nitidulidae
Product: soma ferritin
Exons: 4
Coding region: 273-794 (173 amino acids)
Biological process (GO): iron ion transport; intracellular iron ion homeostasis
Cellular component (GO): cytoplasm
Molecular function (GO): ferric iron binding; ferrous iron binding
Source: RefSeq, a predicted model, not a curated record
AAUAGUGGUUAUCAUUCUUUUACGAAAGUUAUCGUAUACACUAAAUUAUGUUCCAUAUUAGUGUUAACGUGAGGAAAUUAUGUUAAACAUUUUGUUUUCGCAUUCCCCUUGUCGAUUAUUAAUAGACAGUCAAACGACAUGGACACUUUUGCGCCGCCUGGGAAAAACGUUGGCGGCAACGCCGACAGGGAAAGCUCAAUAAUUCCGACAGGAAAAGUGCGCUGCACGUUUUGCGGACGUCCGAGGCCGCAUAAACAUUACAACCGUCGAACAUGGCACAGUCUCAAGUCAGACAGAAUUUCCACAAGGACUGCGAAGAUGCCAUUAACAAACAAAUCAACCUCGAGUUGUAUGCGAGUUACACCUACUUGUCUAUGGCGUAUCAUUUUCAUCGAGAUGACAUAGCUUUAAUGGGCUUAUUCAAAUACUUCAAAGCAGCAUCGGAAGAAGAAAGGGAGCACGCUUACAAACUGCUGGAGUACAUGAACAAACGCGGUGGAAGAAUAAACUUGACACCCAUCGAGGCACCUGAAAAGCAGGAAUGGGGCACGGCCCAAGAAGCCAUGGUGGCCGCCCUAGAGUUAGAGAAAAAAGUCAAUGAGAGUCUACUAUCGUUGCACAGUGUGGCUUCAAGUCAUAUGGAUGUGAAUUUGUGCGACUUCCUGGAGACCUACUAUCUUCAAGAACAAGUGGAUGCGAUCAAGGAGAUUUCUGACCACGUUACCAACUUGAAGAGGGUUGGCGAAGGACUUGGAGUCUUCAUGUUUGAUCAGAAAUUAAGAGAGGCUGAUUAAUUAAAUUGAAUAUACACUUUUGAACAAUAUUUAUUGGAACACAUUUAUUUGUUGCAACAAGUAAUGGAGAGACCAAAAUGCUGUGAUGUAUGACUAGUCAAUAUUUUGUAUAGGAAAUUUAAUUAUGUGCUUUGGUUUCAAUUAUGAAAUUUUAAUAUGUGAACGUGUAUGUCUUCUCUACAUUAUUUGUUGGUGCAUGCUGCUUUUAUUAUGUAUUUUACAAUAGGUGAUAAGUAAAAUCAAAAUAUUGUAAAUUUAUUGUCAUCUGUUGUGAUAGAUUGUGAUUAUCUCAUAUACAACGUUGUCAAUUAAGUUCAAUACAAUAAAAUAAAGAACUAUAUGUCAAAA